AAUUCAGAGGAUGCCGAGAUCAAGAAGGCGUAAGUUGGGGUUGGAGUGAGGCUUUCGGGGUGUGUGGAGAAAGCCCCACCUUUAUCUCUUCCAAACUGAGCUUUCUUGCACAGCUUAAGGCAGGCAAGGUACCGGAAACUGGCCCUUAAGAACCACCCUCUCAAGUCCGGUGAGCCUUCCUCAGCAGAGACAUUCAGGCAAAUAGCAGAGGCCUACGAUGUGCUGAGUGACCCCCAGCAGCUAUCUUAGUUGCCAAGGCCGGCCCCCUCCUCAAGGUGACACAUAUCCACAGCUGUGAAGAGAGGCAUCUAUGACAAGUUUGGAGAAGAGGGCCUCAAGGGCGGAAUUCCUUUGGAAUAUGGAUCCCAGACCCCUUGGACAACUGGUUACGUCUUCCACGGCAACCCUGAAAAGGUUUUCCAUGAGUUCUUCGGAGGAGACAACCCCUUUGGUGGUAAGAGGCCCAGCCUACCCGUUUGCCUUACUGGGAAAGGACAGAGCUAUAAAAGAGUUUUUUGAUGCAGAAGAAAGUGAGAUAGAUUUGAACUUUGGGGGGCUCCGGGGCCGAGGAGUCAAAAAACAGGACCCCCCAAUUGAACGAGACCUCUACCUAUCCCUGGAAGACUUAUUCUUUGGUUGCACCAAGAAAAUUAAGAUCUCCCGAAGGGUGCUGAAUGAGGAUGGGUACUCCUCUACUAUCAAGGACAAGAUUCUUACCAUUGAUGUGAAACCUGGUUGGAGGCAGGGCACACGGAUCACCUUUGAGAAGGAAGGGGACCAGACCAGUAGAGGCAGGAACUUGGCCAAUGGCACACAGCCAAUUAGCACUUGUCAACCCUUGGACUCUUCUGCCCAGGGCCCCAAUAUUAUCCCAGCCGACAUCAUCUUCAUCGUAAAGGAGAAGUUACACCCUCGCUUUCGCAGGGAGAACGACAACCUCCUUUUUGUGAACCCCAUUCCCUUGGGCAAGGCUCUAACCUGCUGCACCGUGGAAGUAAAGACACUAGAUGAUCGUCUGCUCAAUAUCCCCAUCAAUGACAUUGUCCAUCCCAAGUAUUUCAAGAAGGUGCCAGGUGAGGGGAUGCCACUACCUGAGGACCCCACGAAGAAGGGGGAUCUCUUCAUUUUCUUCGACAUCCAGUUCCCUACCCGCCUCACACCCCAGAAGAAGCAGAUGCUGCGCCAGGCAUUGCUGACAUAACUCUGGUGGCUGGGGGCUGGAGCUGGGGAGAAGGCUAGCUGAGCCUUAUCUCAUUCCUGCCUCAGGAUGUGCAGGGGAGCCAGCCCACUGCACAAAUGUGAGGAUGGGAUGGCAUGGGACUUUUAAACUGACACAAUAAAGAUUUAUUUCCUAUCCUC
Canis lupus familiaris (dog) is the source of this 1359-nucleotide messenger RNA. It is a transcript of the gene DNAJB13, whose product is annotated as DnaJ heat shock protein family (Hsp40) member B13. Gene Ontology annotation, molecular function: protein-folding chaperone binding. The record is from RefSeq and is a predicted model, not a curated record. Bases 311 to 1201 code for a protein of 296 amino acids. Gene Ontology annotation, cellular component: cytosol. NCBI's taxonomy places the organism in Eukaryota, Metazoa, Chordata, Mammalia, Carnivora, Canidae. The transcript has 8 exons.